Messenger RNA from Mustela lutreola (European mink), 3576 nucleotides. It is a transcript of the gene TMTC4, whose product is annotated as transmembrane O-mannosyltransferase targeting cadherins 4. The record is from RefSeq and is a predicted model, not a curated record. Gene Ontology annotation, molecular function: mannosyltransferase activity; protein binding. The coding region runs from base 199 to 2409 and encodes 736 amino acids. NCBI's taxonomy places the organism in Eukaryota, Metazoa, Chordata, Mammalia, Carnivora, Mustelidae. The transcript is spliced from 18 exons. Gene Ontology annotation, cellular component: endoplasmic reticulum. Gene Ontology annotation, biological process: protein O-linked glycosylation via mannose; endoplasmic reticulum unfolded protein response.
GCGCAGGAGGGAGGGGGCGCGGCGGGGGGGCGGGGGCGCGGCGCGGGCGGCCCCUCCCCCUGCCCAGCUCCGGGCGGGCGCCGAGAGCGGCCGGAGUUUCCGCGCCCGGGAGGGAGAUGCGGCCGCCGCUCGGGCUCCUUGCAGAUUUCUAACCAGCAUAAUGCUGGAGCGAGAGGCUGGCAGCCGGCAGUUUGCACAAUGGCCGAGCUGGACGCGGAUUUGGACCACAUCCUUCCAUCUCCGGUUCUUCCGCCUUUCUGGGCUAAGUUAGUGGUGGGAUGUGUUUCCCUCGUGUGUUUCGCGCGUAGCUACGAUGGAGAUUUUGUCUUUGAUGAUUCAGAAGCUAUUGUUAACAAUAAGGACCUCCGCGCCGAGACGCCCCUCGGGGACCUGUGGCAUCAUGACUUCUGGGGCAGCAGGCUGAGCAGCAACACCAGCCACAAGUCCUACCGUCCCCUGACCGUCCUGACUUUCAGGAUCAACUACUAUCUGUCUGGAGGCUUCCACCCCAUGAGUUUCCACGUGACCAACAUCCUCCUGCACGGGGGCAUCUCCGUCCUCAUGCUGGACGUCUUCUCCGUGCUGCUCGGCGGCCUGCAGUACACCAGUAGAGGCCGGCGGUUGAACCUGGCCCCCAGGUCGUCCCUGCUGGCUGCUCUGCUCUUCGCCACGCAUCCGGUGCACACGGAGUGUGUUGCUGGUGUUGUCGGCCGUGCAGAUCUCCUGGGGGCCCUGUUCUUUCUGUUAUCUUUCCUGGGCUACUGUAAAGCGUUUAGAGAAACAGGUAACAAAGAGGGAACACAUUCUACAUUCUGGGUGCUGCUGAGUAUCCUUCUGGGAGCCGUAGCCAUGCUGUGCAAAGAGCAAGGGAUCACCGUGCUAGGUUUGAAUGCCAUCUUUGACAUCUUGGUGAUAGGCAAAUUAAAUGUUCUGGAAAUGGUCCAGAAGGUACUACAUAAAGACAAAUCAUUAGAGAACAUUCGCAUGCUCAGGAACGGGGGCCUCCUCUUCAGAAUGACCCUUUUGGCCUUGGGGGGCGCAGGAGUGCUCUACGUGCGCUGGAAAAUCAUGGGCACCGGCCCGCCCGCCUUCACCGAGGUGGACAACCCCGCCUCCUUCGCGGACAGCGUGUUGGUCAGGGCCAUAAACUAUAACUACUACUAUUCACUGAACGCCUGGCUGCUGCUGUGCCCGUGGUGGCUCUGUUUCGAUUGGUCGAUGGGCUGCAUCCCCCUCAUUAAGUCAGCCGGCGACUGGCGGGUAACCGCGCCAGCAGCUCUCUGGUUGUGCCUAAUUGGCCUCAUAUGCCGAGCCCUGUGCUCUGCAGACAGGCACAGAAGAAGGAUCCUUACGCUGAGCCUGGGAUUUCUCAUUAUUCCAUUUCUUCCUGCAAGUAACUUGUUCUUCCGAGUGGGCUUUGUGAUUGCAGAACGAGUCCUCUACCUCCCCAGUGCCGGGUACUGCAUGCUGCUGACUUUUGGAUUCGGAGCUCUCAGCAAACACACUAAGAAAAAGAAAUGGAUUGCUGCUGUCAUCCUGGGAAUUUUAUUCAUAAACGUGCUGAGGUGCGUGAUUCGCAGUGGUGAGUGGCGGAAUGAAGAACAGCUCUUCAGAAGUGCCCUGUCCGUGUGUCCGCUCAAUGCCAAGGUUCACUACAACGUUGGCAAGAACCUGGCCGACAGAGGCAAUCAGACAGCCGCCAUCAGAUACUACCGGGAAGCCGUGAGACUAAAUCCCAAGUACGUUCAUGCCAUGAAUAAUCUUGGAAACAUCUUAAAGGAGAGGAACGAGCUGCGGGAAGCAGAAGAGCUGCUCUCCUUAGCCGUGCAGAUACAGCCGGACUUCGCGGCCGCGUGGAUGAAUUUAGGCAUCGUUCAGAACAGCCUGAAACGCUUUGAAGCCGCCGAGCAGAGUUACCGGACGGCGAUCAAACACAGGAGGAAGUACCCCGAUUGUUACUACAACCUCGGGCGGCUGUACGCGGAUCUUAACCGCCACGUGGAUGCCCUGAACGCAUGGAGGAACGCGACUGUGCUGAAGCCGGAGCACAGUCUGGCUUGGAACAACAUGAUCAUACUGCUCGACAACACAGGUAAUCUAGCCCAAGCCGAAGCAGUUGGAAGAGAGGCCCUGGAAUUAAUACCUAAUGAUCAUUCUCUGAUGUUCUCGUUGGCAAACGUGCUGGGCAAAUCCCAGAAAUACAAGGAAUCUGAAGCUUUAUUCCUCAAAGCAAUUAAAGCUCAUCCAAAUGCUGCAAGUUACCAUGGCAAUUUGGCGGUUGGGAACACUGCGAGGUAUUCAGAAGCAUUUCCAAUGAAACCCAUCUCUUGCUGUUUCAGCUGUGCUCUAUCAUCGUUGGGGACAUCUCGACCUGGCCAAAAAGCACUACGAAAUCUCUCUGCAGCUUGACCCCACUGCAUCAGGAACCAAGGAGAAUUACGGUCUGUUAAGAAGAAAGCUGGAACAAAUGCAGAAGAAAGAUGUCUGAGCCUCUCGUCUGCAUUUUUUGUUGGUUUGCGUGCAUGAAGCCUAUUGUUAAUAUUACAUGGUUAUGUUUAACCAUUUAAAAGUCUUACAUGUUGUUUAUUUUAUUCUGUUUCUUUUUUCUGUGAAAACAAAGACAUGCAAAAAGAUUACAGCACCAGCAAUAUACUCUUGAAAGCUCGAUGUGGUUUUUGCAUUGAAAUUGUAUUUUUUCAGACGACUCCAAUGUAAAUUCUCAAAUUCCAAGAGUGAAAUCUUUUUUAAUUAAAAAGAAAAAAGGAAAAAAAUUACCUGGAGCGACGUGCAGUAGAAUGAAACCUGCACGGGGGGGUGUGAGCCGUGUUGUAUAGAGACUAGCGCUAUUACAGGUCGGUCGUGAGCAAGGAAUGACAAACUGACUCCAAUUUAUAUAAAUAUUGAAUGUGUCUGUAUAUUUGAAUUUUUAUUUAAUGACAAGAAAGAAUAAAUUAAGAUUUUUGGUUUUUAAAUUUUUUUUAGCAGUGUACUUCUCUUGUAAGGAAAUAUAUUUAUUUGUAUUUUUAUGUUUUGAACAGGGCAAAAAAUUGAAUGAGGAAUGAAAAUUUUAACAUCUAGUAUAUUUAUAUACUUUUUUCCCCAUCGGAAGACACUCACUCCUGCAAUAAUCUUUGGAUUCUCCUAAUUUCAGCUUCGUAACAUAGGAAAUUAUGUAGUGUCCGUAUUCUAUAUAAGCUAUUACUAUUAAUAGAAAUCCAAGCCAUGCUUUAGGCAAAAGCAGGCAGCCUGAUGUCUUUGUUUUUGUUGUAUCCAGUACUAAGAGGGCUACAUAUCUAUGUAAGUUGCUUUUUUAUGUUUUUAGCUGUAAAGCAGUUUUCCAUUUGGCUUAAUGGAACUGUAGUCAUUACUAUAUCCAGAAAAUGCAAGAGGUAAAUUUUCUCUUAAAAGGAGCUGCAUUUGGGGUAUUUGUGGUACUUUUCAAAAUUGAAAUUUUUCUUGUCUUAUUUGAUCAGAAUUACCAUGUCUGCUUUAUUUUAUUCUUCUGUAUAUGCUGUUGAGCUAAUGAUUUAUGCAAUCUCUCUAAUUUCUUAUGCAGUAAAAUUAUUACACAAACUG